Molecule: messenger RNA, 8698 nt
Organism: Equus quagga
Lineage: Eukaryota; Metazoa; Chordata; Mammalia; Perissodactyla; Equidae
Gene: ARHGEF9
Product: Cdc42 guanine nucleotide exchange factor 9
Exons: 10
Coding region: 183-3002 (939 amino acids)
Molecular function (GO): guanyl-nucleotide exchange factor activity; protein binding
Source: RefSeq, a predicted model, not a curated record
GCAGCCAGGGAGCGUCUCAGUUCAGUGAAGGCCUCUUUGGCCCCUAGCUGGCGCCGCGUGCAACUCCGCCAGCGCCCCCAGGAGCUCCGGUAAACUAUUGAGGGCGGCCACUGGCCUGCAAGCUGCAAAUAACCGUCCACCCCUCCCUCUGUGCCUUGGUGGCCCCGUAGUCUGCUGUGACCAUGGAGACUCUCAGCAGCUGCCGUGCUGCCUCCCUCUCUGAGCUGGUGCCCAAUGGUUACCUGGCUCAGGUCUUCCCAGGCUGCUCUGAGGUAGAAGGCCUGGCUGGGAAGGUGGGGCUGAAGGAGUCUGAGCAGUGUGAUCAGGGUGAAUUGAAUCCCAGAGAAAAGAGUGGUCAGAACAAGAAGAAAACCAGAAUCAACAAGAUCUGGAAUUUUGUGAGCCGCAGAAAAGGGGCCUCCAGUCAGGGGAAGCGACCCCAGUCCAUGAUUUUACUGGGAGGCAUCUCCCGGCCAUCAGAGUUGAAACUCAAAUUCACAUUAAUGGAUCGAAUGAAGUCAUUCAAGAGGUUGAAGCCUUCAACUAGGGACUCCAAGAGUACUACCCCUAGGAACAGCCAGGCCCAGGAACCUCAGGAGGCGCCAGGUAUCUGCCGGAUGAGGAAGGCAGAGAAGGCCUGGAAGCCCUUCCGCCAUUCCUACGCGAGCCACCUUGAGGGCCUGGAGACCUUCCUUGCAGAUGUACAGAGAUUGGUGCACACCCCCAAGAGGGUGAACCAUAAAGUUCUGGCCUUCGAUGGCUUUGACAUUCAAGUAGAGGAAGACCCCUUGGAGGAAGAGACCCUUGAGCAGCCCGGUACUGGUGAGUGGGCCAGGAGCUACCUGAAAAGCAUGUUCUCUGGGAACUGUGAGGUCUUGCACAAAUCGGCCGGAGACUCCAGAAUCCAGGAGCUGGAGGCCAUCAUUGAGGGCUCCACCUUGGAAGGGAAUGUAGAAGGGGGCUACGAGGAGAGCCCUGGGCGCCUGUGCCGAGACAAGACCACACCUUUCAGUGGUGUUGUCAAGUUCUUCAGCAACAUGGCCGAGGUUGCCCGCAAGUGGCGGGCAUUAUCCCGGGAAGAGCUGCAAAUGGGCUGCCAGCAGGAGGCCUACUUUGUGGGUGGCAGCGAAGGUUUCAUCCUGGAAAGUGCCACCUCCAGGGCCUCAUUCCCCCAAAACCUGUCCUGCCCCCCAGAGGCUGCACUGUGGGGCAGCACCAUUAGGAGGUGCCAGCGCUGCCACCGCAAGACCUCCCAGGCCUCAUGCACCUUUGAAAUGAACAUUGAGGGUGAGGAGACACCCGGCCAGGCUCUCGCAGGUCCAUGCACCACUGCUGUCUUGGCCUCAGCCUUGGCCUCAACCUCAGCAGUCUUCGAGUUCCAGGACAACCAGACACCCCAGAACUGCAGCAGCCACCACUAUCUCCGUGCCUUCACCAGGGGGCACUCCGCCUCCAAGAAGCUCAACGAAGACACUGAGACUGUGGUCAGCUUCCUCAAUGAAGAUGACAAUGCUAGAGAGUCCUCUGAGUUGGGCACCUGUGCCAGGAGGGUCACCACCAAAGCUGUCAUGGAGAAGCUAGAGGAGAAGCCAAGUGAGAUGGAGGAGCAGAAGGCUGGCAGUGGGCCUGAGGGGUCCAGCCAGGCAGGGCAGCCCCAGGAGUCUCAUUUGGGUAUGGGUGCAGUGGAUGCAGAGAGAGACGCUAGCAAGGCAUGCACUGGAGUCCUGGACACUAAGUUUUUCUUUCCCUCAGCUGAACCAUCGCCAAGGAUUCCACCCCUCAAAAUUCUCCUGGAAAAAUGCCAGUCUCUGCCCAUCUCACAGAACAUCCCCAUGGAGCUGGAUCAAGUAGGCUGGAGGAGGCCCAGGAAGCUUUGCACAGGUAACUUGGACCAGGGCUCCAAGACACUGGAAACCUGUAAGAAUGCUGGUGGAUACUGGAAGCACCAGGAACCAGGAAACAAGCAAGUUAAUAAGCUGAUCACUGGAGAUUCCAUCGUUAGUGCUGAGGCAGUAUGGGAUCACGUCACCAUGGCCAACCGGGAGUUGGCAUUUAAGGCUGGCGACGUCAUCAAAGUCUUGGAUGCUUCCAACAAGGAUUGGUGGUGGGGCCAGAUCGACGAUGAGGAGGGAUGGUUUCCUGCCAGCUUUGUGAGGCUCUGGGUGAACCAGGAGGAUGGAGUGGAGGAAGGGCCCAGUGAUGUGCAGAAUGGGCACCUGGACCCCAACUCAGACUGCCUUUGUCUGGGCCGGCCACUACAGAACCGGGACCAGAUGCGGGCCAAUGUCAUCAAUGAGAUCAUGAGCACCGAACGUCAUUACAUCAAGCACCUCAAGGACAUUUGUGAGGGCUACCUGAAGCAAUGUCGGAAGAGAAGGGACAUGUUCAGCGAUGAGCAACUGAAGGUGAUCUUUGGGAACAUUGAAGACAUCUACAGGUUUCAGAUGGGCUUCGUGAGAGACCUGGAGAAACAGUACAACAAUGAUGACCCCCACCUCAGCGAGAUAGGACCCUGCUUUCUGGAGCACCAAGAUGGAUUCUGGAUAUACUCUGAGUACUGUAACAACCACCUGGACGCCUGCAUGGAGCUCUCCAAACUGAUGAAGGAUAGCCGCUACCAGCACUUCUUUGAAGCCUGUCGCCUCUUGCAGCAGAUGAUCGACAUUGCUAUUGAUGGUUUCCUUUUGACUCCAGUGCAGAAGAUCUGCAAGUAUCCCUUACAGUUGGCUGAGCUCCUUAAGUAUACUGCCCAGGACCACAGUGACUACAGGUAUGUGGCAGCUGCUCUGGCUGUCAUGAGAAAUGUGACUCAGCAAAUCAAUGAGCGCAAGCGGCGUUUGGAGAAUAUCGACAAGAUUGCCCAGUGGCAGGCCUCUGUCCUAGACUGGGAGGCCCAAGUUGUGAAAUCUGACAGUCCACAGGCUAAUAUAACCAAGAUGGGAGAGGCUGGACAUGCUACCAGGGAGGAAGUGGCAAACUUAAGCCUCAUGGUUACAACAUAGAUGUUGAGCCAGCUCCCCAUUCCACUGGCCUCAACUCAGGUAUCAUUUGCUGUGAUUGAGAGGAAAUAUCUCUCUAACAUUUCAAGCAGUUUAGCACAUUUCAAGGGGAUUAGGCAUUGGCCUUACAGACAGCUACUUAACCAAGGUCCAGGAAAAAUCAUCUUUCCUUUAUCCUGCUACCUCUGUUCCUCCUUAAUGUAGCUGGCUAGAAAAGACUACAAUUCUGAGCAGCUGGCAUAUUUUUGAGUCUUAUUUGAAGGAUAAUGUCCCCAUACAGUGUAGAAAACAACAGUGAUUCUUUGAGAUGCAGAGAAAAUGAUGAUUCUGUAUAAACAGACCCUCUUGCUCAUAAGAGGAAGCCAGCACUGGCCCAGACUUAUUAGGAAAUCAUAAGUUCUCCUUCCCUUGUAUUUGGUUUGCUUUGGCUAGUUGCCUGAUCAGAGGCAGGGGGCUGGAUCAAAUGACGUCUAGCAAGCCCAUCAACUCUAAGGCACUCUGAAAUUGUGGCUAGUUAGCAGGCCUCUUUUUUCCUACACUUGGCAGUGUUCUCUGUAAGAGGAUGUUCCCAGCAGCGGUUGUCUUCCUGUUCUCUGGAACAUCUUCCCUCCUCCCAAUACCUGGAAGAUCUAAUUCCUCCAUGUGCUCUGGGCCUCCAGUCCCUGCAGCUGGGGACAUGGGGAACCAAGAAUAGCUUGAAAUUCCUUGGCCUGUCCAUGGAGCUUCAUUAAUACCAAACUUGAAAGCACUGAACUAUCAUUUAAAGACUUGGCAUCUCAGAAGGAAUUUCAUGUGUUUUUGUCUGGGAGUGAGGGUGGGAAACAAAAAGGCAAUUCUGAACGAGGAUUGACAGGAGAAAAAUUGCUCUUCUGCCUCCUUUGUUAACAUGAUUGAUUGGUCCUCUGAUCUCAUCCCAGCCUGCACAACCCCGGCACCCUCCUUCUUGACAAAGCUCUUCUUCAUCUAAAUUGGAGAGAAGAAAAAUUCCUUAUGGUUCCCUUUUCAGACUCUGGGGUCACUGUGGAACUUACCAGCUCCAGAGGGGUUGCCUUCUAGGAAGCCUUUUCUCCAGCAAGUCCUGAUGGGUAUAUUUCAGAAGCCAGGUCUAAAGUAUCUGUCACGUUUGCCAUAUCUGGUCUUAAAGACUUCUAGAAUGUCAGAGUAGCCAGGGCUCUUUGGGGACUCCCCUAGAACAACUCUGGCUAUGCUUGUGCACAUGCACACCUGCAGAUAGACGUGCACACACACACACACACACACACACCUUGUAAUGAUGGUGGAAGUCUGAGAUGCUUAUUUCUGACCAAGGCCACACAAAGCUAAAACUUGAAUCUAAUCUGGAGAUUCCCUGUGUAGUGUUCUUUUCACUACUGCACAGCAUACUCUUCUAACCUUCUACUUCCCACAGCCAAAUUGCUUCCCUUUGUGAUACUACAGGGACUUGUUUUUGCAGUAAAGGGUCCAUAUCUUAACAAGACAAUAAGACUGCCUUUGGGGGAAAAUCCAAAUCCCAGUAAGGUUAAAGGUGGAUGAGUGCUGAGGGAUCUCCCUCAGAAAACCAUAGGACGUUUCCAUUCCAUGACUUGCUGACUCUUGGCAACCUCACUGGUGUCUUGGUAUAGGUUCUUUGUAAGUUCCACCUGCCCAAGCAGUUAAACUUGCAGAGAAAGAUCGUGCCAGCUUGCUGAGGGCUGCUUUGGGCAAGCCUUGCAAAUGAAGAAAAUGAAGCAGUGCUUUACUGUUUCUGCCACUCUCUUGCCUCCCCCAGAUGUUUGAGCAAACAGGGUGGCUGUCAGAAGCAGCACAUGAUAAUUUUAGCUUAAUUUGUCAAAUGAGAAAGAGGAGUUAUAGGGGAAACCUUCAGAGAUUAAUCUGCCUUGAAGAGGGAUUGGGAAAGAGCGUGGAGGGUUGGUGGCAUAUAGGCAGUUGAUGCCUGCUCAAUAAAUCAGUGCAUCUGGUGAGAAAGCAGAAGGUCUUGCAUUAUAGCCAGGUCUGACCCACCCCCAAUUUAUUCCAUGAACAUUCUGGGUCUUUUCGCCCAACUUCGUUUACCACCCCUGGCCCCUGCCAGCCUAUGGGGACUAGAGUUCAUGAAGCAACUCCUGCUCUGUCCCACCCCCCAGAACUCCUGAAAAAUAAAUGGAUGAGUGGAAGUGUCACCCAUACCUCUAAGUAAUAAUCAGUGCCUUAGAGCAGCUUAAUGGAGCAGCAGGGAGAAGAACCUGUUCCCAAGGACUGCAGUUUCUGGGUAAUUUCCAUUUCUAAUUUCUCUGACCUGAGGUUUCGUUGAGCUGUCACUUUGCCACCCUUCACACUCAUUAGAUCCACUUGAGACGAGGGGAGAAGGAACAUAUGUCUGACAACUUCUUUUUAAUAGAUUUUUCUUCUGGAGACUUUUACCAGGACCCCAAGUUUGUAACUCAUGUUUGGGAACUUAAUUGUAUAUGGUUGUGAUUUCCUCCUCAUGACACUCUGCCCCUCACCGCUGGUUAUGUAAUACCCAAGAACCUGUUACAGUUUACCAUUGCAUGAUUGAAUUCAAAGAAAUUGGAGAAAAUGCAAAAACCCAACGUGAUGGAGGCAGAAAAAGCAUCUAUUUAAAAGGUAACGUGGUUUGAUGAGGCAUACUUCUGGGACGAGGACAUCAAACGUGGAGCUGGAUGGAUUUGUUCUUUCCCUGCCCUCCUGUCAGUAGGCAGCAUUGAAAAUGAAUUGUAUGAAAAGGAUGACACUUCCCUUGUCUUUCUGUUCCUGGAUCUGCUCAGGCCACAAACCUACAUCAGACAAUCAACCUGUAAUUAGAAUGGAGUGCUGGGCAUUGGGAUAUUGAGAUGAAUGAGAUGUGGCCUUGGCUAUCCAGUCGGGGCAGAUAAGUUCCAGGCAGAGGGAACAGUGUGAGCAAAAUCCUGGAGGAAUGGAAGAGAAUAGAAGACCUGUGGGGAAGGGGGACGUGGUAAGGAAUUGUACUUUUUGGGGCAAGACAAAGAAAUGUGUGGUGCAGUUUGGGCAGAGGAAGAAAAGGGUGAGAGCCCUGAACUCUGAGAAGGCUGUUUCCCUUACAUGAACUGAUUUGAUGCUCUCAAGCAGCCAUGUGAUGUGAGACAAACAGGAACCUUUGUAUUAUCACCAUUGUCCAAAUGAGGAAACAUAUUGAGAGUGGUUAAGCUACUUCUCAAGAGCACAUAGUGAGUUGAUGGCGGCACUGGGCCUAGAACCCAAGUCUUCUGAGAUUCUUGACUCAGAAAUCUUCCAAGGCAGCUGGUUGCUCCACUAAGGGAUCAUCAUUCUGCUGUGAUUUGGUGGUUUAGAGCGUGAACUUUAGAGGGAGUCUGGCUUAGAUUCUUUCACUUUGGGCAAAUUACUUCCAAUAUCUCUGACCUUAGUUUUAGAGAUAAUAACAGUGCAUUCCUUAUUGGCUUGUUGUGAGUAUUAAUAGGAAUAUGUGGCACAAGAUAUAUGGCACACAGUAAUAGUCAAGAUAAUGACAAUCACUUAUGUAGAGCUUACAGUGUGAUGUGUACUUUCCUAAACACUUUAUAUAUGUUAACUUAUAUAAUCCUCACAAUAGCCAGAUGAGAUUGGUACUGUUAUUAUCCUUAUUUUAAAGAUGAGAAAACUGAGGCACAGAGAGGAUAUAUGAGUUGCCCAACAUCAGUCAGCUUGGAGGGCACAGGGGGUGUAUUUUUUCAAGUGUUUUUUUUUCUCUUGGUGGAGUUACAUGUGGCAAGUACUUAAUAUAGAAUUAGCGUCUCCUGGCUGGUACAGUGGGUGGACCACAUGACACCGAGUAGUCCUUCUGAUCUGAUCAUCCUCAGUUUAGCAAGAGGUACCUUUAAAAGUCAACCUGGCCAUCUUUGUAGGGCAUUGGCCCCUUUUUAUAGCUUUCUUUCACUUCAUACAUAUUCAAAAUGGACUGUGAGUCAUCUUCCUGGCCUGCUUCAGGGUGGAGCAUAGCAGACUGGUACAACUCUCAGCUUCCCAUCCCUCUAACAGGGAAGCCCUGCAUGCCUACCUCACUCUGAGGCUUUCCUCUCCCAGCCCUGGACCUCUGGAGGUUCUGUGCUAGUAUGUAGGCCCCUCAAGGAGGAGUGUUUACCUGAGUUCUAAGGUAUCCCUGAGGUGCAGUCUGGAAUCACAGUAGUAUCUCUGAGCAUUCUUUCUGAGGUUGUAUUAUUAGAAUAUAUUUACACUGAGCUCCCAUUUUCCUUCUCAUCAUUUAGACUGGAAAAACGUGGUAUGCUCAAGAAUACCAUUUCUAGCCACCCCUCUUUUUGACCCACUGCCCUACCUAGGCUUUUUGCCUGUGAUUAUUUCUAGGGGUAUGCAGUGGCCCCCAUCUCUAACUUUGACUUGAAGCUUUUGGUUGCAAGGCUGAGAUCUUAGCAUCAGAGUAUUAGGGCUAGGACCUUAGAGAUCAUCCUCGUAUACCUCAUUUAACAUCUGGAAAAACUGAGACCCAGAGAGAGGAAGGGCCUGAUUCUCCAGUGACUUUCUGGCCUAGAGACAGCGUAAUGUAGUAGCAAGAGUGAGUAUACCCUCUGGAGCUGCAGAAUUGGGUUUGGGUAAUGAAUGUCUAGCUAACUAGCUAGGUGACCUUGUCUGAUCAGUUUACCUCUAUAUACCUCAGACUAUAAAAUGAGAGCAAGAAUAUCCACUUCCCAGGGCUAUGGUGAGGCUCAGAAGAGAUAGAGAGAUAGAGUGAAAGUAUGUAGCACAAUGUCUGACCCAUAUAGGUGCGCAGUAAAUAUUAACCCUCCUGAGUCCUGGGGCCCUGUUCUUCAUCUCCAUCUUCACAUAGGUCCUGGAUUGGGCCUAUGGCACACUCCUGUGCCCAUGGCCUUUGGUGUGGUUUGCCUUGUGUUCCAUGAAUUCUGAGCACACAUGUAUUCAUUUCUUCCACUGAGUUGUAAUCCACUUGAGAACAGAGGCCAAGUUGGGUUCAGCAUCUGACAUAUACCCCACCAUACCUCUGACCUGGCAGAGUUACCAUAAAUAAAGGGUCCUUGGAAACUGUAUAAUUGAAUUAGCUGAAAGUCGGGUGGUAUCUUGGAGCCUUUUUUGUGUCUUACUCUAUAUAGCAAGGAGGAGAAGUGGCUUCAGGCUCUCUAGGUAACAGUCCAAGGAAGCAUGCGGUCAUAAAGUUUCCAAUUUAAUCAACAGAUUUUAACUAACUGAGAGGAGAAAAAAAAAAAAACAUUUUUAAGAGGAUGAGUGGAUUCUCUUUCUCUCUCUUUAUUAUCAUCUGCUUCUUGCCUCCCCUGUCCCCUUUUACUUGUCUGGGAAGCCGAGAGACUUCUACCACCUGCUCAGAUUACUCUUUAGGUAUAAGAAAGACUAAGAGACUAGAACUGGGAUGAAAGACUGAGUCAGAAAGAGAGACUCAUAGAGAAAAAGCGAAAAGGAAAAUGAAAGAGAGAGAGAACCAAUGAACCUCAUGGCAGCUGGUGCCUCUGGGGCCAGAGGGCAACUUGCAUAGAGGGACUAUAACAGCCCUGGGUGGUGGGGCCCCUUUGGCCUCAGGGUAGACAAGAGUGUGGGUUUCUACAGCUCCUGGAGCCUUUUAAAGAUUCCCAAAAUUCCCUCCCUCUAUCAGGCCCUUUCUGUCCUCCUCCUACCCCAGUGUAUGCCCAGUCCUAGGUGCCUCCAGGCAGAUGACGAGGCCAUCUCUCCCGCCUGGCUGCCUCUCACUGUCACAUGUC